ACCCAACGGCUAAGAGCUUGUAGUAGGGUGGGGAAGAAGAAAUGACUUGUGGGAUGUGAAGAAGCCGGCGGCGGCAACACAGCCAGGAACGGAGAAGCGUGUGGCACGCGGAAGACAACAGCAGGAGGAACAGCGGGAAAUAACAUAUCUGUUUAUACGCUUCAUUCAAUGCCCAACAUACCGUCUUUGCGCACACGGUGACAGGAAGAAAAAGUUCAGAUCCCACGAAUCAACGCGUGGGAGUGGGGAGCAGAAUCGUGACUGACUGAGGCAAGCUCCACUGUCUGUCUCGGCAUGGCAGGAUCUGGAGGCGACAUGCAGUGGUGCUUCUCUCAGGUGAAAGGAGCCAUUGAUGAUGACGUAGCAGAAGCUGACAUCAUAUCCACAGUUGAGUUUAACCACACUGGGGAGCUGCUCGCCACUGGAGACAAGGGUGGACGUGUGGUGAUUUUCCAGCAGGAAAUAGAGAACAAGAAUUAUCCUCAGUUACGGAGCGAGUACAACGUUUACAGCACCUUCCAGAGCCACGAGCCCGAGUUCGACUACUUAAAGAGUUUGGAAAUAGAAGAGAAGAUCAACAAGAUCCGCUGGCUUCCUCAGAAGAACGCUGCUCAGUUCCUGUUGUCGACCAAUGAUAAGACAAUAAAAUUGUGGAAAAUCAGUGAACGAGACAGGAGAGCGGAUGGUUAUAAUCUGAAAGAAGAGGACGGACGAUACAAAGAUCCAAACAGUAUCACAUCGCUGCGGGUACCAGUUUUAAUCCCGAUGGACCUCAUGGUGGAAGCCAGUCCUCGGAGGGUAUUUGCCAAUGCUCACACCUACCAUAUCAACUCUGUCUCAGUCAACAGUGAUCAUGAGACCUACCUGUCGGCAGACGACCUGCGCAUCAACCUAUGGAACCUAGAGAUCACCGACCGCAGCUUCAAUAUUGUUGACAUUAAACCAGCUAACAUGGAGGAGCUUACAGAGGUGAUCACAGCGUCAGAGUUUCACCCUAACCAGUGUAACACCUUUGUCUUCAGCAGCAGCAAAGGAACCAUCCGUCUUUGUGACAUGAGGGCCUCGGCUCUGUGUGACAAGCACUCCAAACUGUUCGAGGAGCCGGAGAAUCCCAGUAACCGCUCCUUCUUCUCUGAGAUCAUUUCAUCCAUCUCAGACGUUAAGUUUAGUCACAACGGACAGUACAUGAUGACUAGAGACUACUUGUCUGUGAAGAUCUGGGACCUAAAAAUGGAAAACCGGCCGGUGGAGACGUAUCAGGUUCACGAGUACCUGAGGAGCAAGCUGUGCUCGCUCUACGAGAACGACUGCAUCUUCGACAAGUUUGAAUGCUGCUGGAAUGGCAAUGACAGUGUGGUGAUGACCGGCUCAUACAACAACUUCUUCCGGAUGUUCGACCGUGAGCACAGGCGGGAUGUAACGCUGGAAGCGUCCCGGGAAAACAGCAAACCACUGCAGGUCCUGAAGCCCCGCAAGGUGUGUACAGGUGGCAAACGCAAGAAGGAUGAAAUCAGCGUGGAUAGUUUGGACUUCAACAAGAAAAUCCUUCACACUGCCUGGCACCCCCUGGACAACAUCAUUGCCGUGGCAACGACUAACAACCUCUACAUAUUCCAGGACAAGCUAACAGGAUGAGCUUGUGGUAACCUUUGAUCGAGAUGAUCCGUGGUCAGCUCCCAGCAUCCUUCUCUGUUGCUACUGGGUAACCAAACUUUGCCACUUUGUUCCAGAUGUGGACAGAAGACUACUCUGUGGCAGAGUCACACCUUCCUUGUUGUUUAGGUGAUGUUGUGCCAAUUCUGUUUUCCUUUUGUCUUGUUUUUUGCCUGCCCAUCUCCUCUUUACUUUUUUAAUGUGAGGGGGGAAAAAAACAUUUAUUUUCUUUUAAUUUCUGAUGACAGACUUUUAUUUUUCUAAGUUCCCCUCUAAGUGGCUCUGUGGUAGAACUGUUUAGUCUGUCCCCCGUUUGUCCCGUGCCACUGUAGUGUUUAUUUUUCUAAGAAAAUGUAACCUUUAUUUGUGUGUACACCUUUUUAGUGAGUUGUCAGGUUAUUCCCAUCUCCCAUGUUUAUUAGAGGUAACACAAGUACGCUUGGUUUUCUUUUUUGUUUAAAUACAUUUACUGUUCACACCGGACAGUAACACCUCAACAGUUGCCUCCAGGAUUUUAAAAUAGGUGUGUUAUCUCAGAUGUGGGUCUGGUGAGGCGCCAUCCUGCUCACUGUCGCUGUGCCUCAUGCUCUGAACUCCAGAGGAGACUUUGUUUCGUUUGAGAUUGGUUCCAUCUUGACAUCUUUGUGCGUCGGUUCCUCUUCCUCCUCUUGUUUUGUGUGCAACACUAGUUGGGUAUGAGAGAACGCCUAUACAAAGAUUGUCAUAUUUAUAUUAAAAAAAGGAAAAGUUUAAAACAUGGUCAGAUGUGUUUUUGUUAAAGGAAGCUGGACCUUGAGCAUAUCUCUUUGAGUGAUCUUAAGUAUUGUCUUUCCAUGGCGAUCCACAGCUCUCUACAAGUAUUUCACAACAGGGAUUUGACUCUGGACUCUAACUGCACCAAACAAAGUACGUGGAUGUCUGUGUUGUAAGACUAAUUUAAAAUGGUGCAUUAUUUGAGGCAUAGAACUUUUUAACUACUGCAGAAAAUCGCUGCUUUAUGUUGUUAUAAUAAAGCAGCAAAAGUAUCAAACUGCUUGUCCACCGUAUUUAAAAUGAGGAUAUUUAAGACACUGAUGCCUCUAAUAAUGUAAAACUACAAUUUUACUCUUGACAGUGGCAGGAAAAGGAAAAAUAAAGGAACUAUUUUGCAAA
Molecule: messenger RNA, 2805 nt
Organism: Nothobranchius furzeri (turquoise killifish)
Lineage: Eukaryota; Metazoa; Chordata; Actinopteri; Cyprinodontiformes; Nothobranchiidae
Product: serine/threonine-protein phosphatase 2A 55 kDa regulatory subunit B alpha isoform
Cellular component (GO): cytosol; protein phosphatase type 2A complex
Molecular function (GO): protein phosphatase regulator activity; protein binding
Source: RefSeq, a predicted model, not a curated record